This is a messenger RNA of Orbicella faveolata, 3506 nucleotides long. RefSeq names its product endoplasmic reticulum mannosyl-oligosaccharide 1,2-alpha-mannosidase-like. Lineage: Eukaryota; Metazoa; Cnidaria; Anthozoa; Scleractinia; Merulinidae. Gene Ontology annotation, molecular function: mannosyl-oligosaccharide 1,2-alpha-mannosidase activity; calcium ion binding. Gene Ontology annotation, biological process: mannose trimming involved in glycoprotein ERAD pathway; carbohydrate metabolic process. Gene Ontology annotation, cellular component: endoplasmic reticulum; membrane. The record is from RefSeq and is a predicted model, not a curated record.
UAAUUGAUAUCGUCUUUUUAGUGUUUUCAAGGCAGCAACGUUCCUCCAUUGUCGUUUCGUUUGGCUGAUUGGGACCUGGGACUCAUCCGCCCCAGUGUCUCAUGAAAUAUGACGUAGCUUGACGUAGCUGUACAGCUGGUUGCCAAGUGCCUGGGUACUAACAAUUAUGUUAAAGAUGGCGGACAAUCGGCGUUGUUGACAAUGAAAAGGAUCAAGCAUUUAUAAUUUCCCUUUGACAGAUAACCUGUUUUUGUUGAAAAUUCCUCCUCGAAGUUCGUAUAAGAUAUGAAUUCCACUCAGCGGGAAGGAUCGAGGGAAUUCAUCUCGGUUUCCAUGCCAUGGAGAAGUGAAGGUGGCGAUGAUAACAGCAAAGUACGCCGGCACACUUCGCUUUAUCGGAAAUGGCGAGCCAUGUCUUCAUUUCAAAGGUCACUGAUUAUCUUGCUUUUUGUUCUUGCUUGUGUAACUUUUUUGAUUUGGCAUAAGGGACUAAUGUCACUGAGUUACGAUGCAGAGGGCUUGGAAGAAGCUGGAGACCAUAAAGGUCACAAGAUUUCCGAUAAACAUUCUCCUAAAUUUAACAGAGUCAAUAAGCAGGAAAUGAUUGACAACAGUUUAAGAGAUCUGGAAGAGCUCAAAAAGCAACGUGCCAUGGCAUUAAAGAAGGGACCUCCAAAGCUAAAGAAUAGAAAUGAUGCUGGAGUGCUUGCCACUAAUCGCAAUGAUGAUGGUAAAAAUGAUAACAAAAACAAGAUACAUGGAGAUACUGUAGUUCACCAUGAGGACAAACCUGAUGAAAAUGGUGCAGACACUGCUGGUGAUGGUGAAGCAAAUCUUAUGGAAAGUCACGAGAACGUUGCUUUAAACAUAAACGGAGUCAACAUCCUUCCACCAGAGAAACAUAAUGAGCGGCAAAAGAAAGUUGUAGAAGCUUUUAAACAUGCCUGGGAAGGCUAUAGAAAAUAUGCAUGGGGUCAUGAUGAACUGCGCCCGAUUUCUAAGUCAAGCAGUGAAUGGUUUGGCUUAGGGCUUACAAUCAUCGAUUCCUUAGAUACCAUGCUGCUUAUGAAUCUACAUGAGGAAUUUCAACAGGCACGUGACUGGGUUGCCAACAGCUUGACGUUUGAGAAGAAUGUUGACGUGAAUUUAUUUGAGACAACCAUUCGUGUACUUGGAGGACUUUUGAGUGCUUAUCACUUGUCACAGGAUGACUUGUUUCUGAAGAAGGCAAUUGAUCUUGGAGAUCGUCUCUUGCCAGCUUUUGAGUCAAGAUCCAAUAUUCCUUAUUCAGAUGUUAAUCUACUGACUCAUGCCGCACACCCUCCCCGCUGGGGUCCUGAUAGUUCUGUGUCAGAGGUGACCACCAUACAGCUAGAAUUCAGAGAUCUUAGUUACACAACGGGCAAUACCAAAUACAAGGCAGCUGUAGAUACAGUGUCAAACCAUAUCCAUGCCCUUCCCAAACGAGUAGGCCUAGUGCCAAUUUUUGUAAAUGCUGAUACUGGCAAGUUCCGCCCAGCGGCAACAAUCACUCUGGGUGCUCGUGGUGACAGUUACUAUGAGUACUUGUUAAAACAGUGGUUACAGAGUGGAAAGACAGAAGACUGGCUUAGAAAUGAUUUUACAGAGUCCAUGGGUGGAGUGAUGUUACUUUUAAAGCGCGAAUCCCAACCAAGCAAUCUGGUUUACAUUGGUGAACUUCUUCAUGGUCAAACAUUUAGCCCUAAAAUGGAUCACCUUGUGUGUUUUCUUCCUGGUACUUUAAUGUUAGCUGUCCACAAUGGCCUUGACAAAAAAUAUGAACAGUUUGCUAAGGAUCUGUUAGAGACCUGCAUGCAGAUGUACAAACGAAUGCCGACUGGGUUGAGUGCUGAGCUGGUUUACUUCAACCAAGGGCCGUCCGCACAAGGACAGCAAGACAUUACUGUUAGGCCUUUAGAUGCUCACUGUCUGCUGCGACCAGAGACCCUGGAAUCUUUAUUUAUUCUCUACCGCCUCACGGGAGACAAGAAAUACCAGGAAUAUGGCUGGGACAUAUUCCAGGCCAUUGAGAAACACGCCAAAAUCUCUACCGGAGGCUACUCAUCUCUAAAUAGCGUCAAAGACCCAAGGCAAGGAUUUAGAGAUAAAAUGGAGAGCUUCUUUCUCGGAGAAACUCUCAAAUAUUUAUUCUUAUUACUGAGCGAUGUGGAUAUUGUUCCUCUUGAUAAGUUUGUAUUCAAUACAGAGGCUCAUUUAUUGCCGAUUAGGAAAUCUUAACGUACUAACUUAAUUUUAGGAAUUAUCGACUACAAUCGCGGACAGAAAUCUUAGGACACUGAUGUAAUGCAACGGAUUAUCCGUGUUUUACAACUGAAGCACUGCUAUCCUUUUAAAAAUGCGUUGCUGUUCCCCACUCCCCACCCAAUACAAUGAUGAAAAUCAGGAGAUAGGCAUUUCCGAGUUAUCUUGAGCCUCUGUUUCAAAAACGAAUGCUCAUGCAAAACCUUUCAUAUGAAAAUUUAUGAGUUUGAUUUGCAUGAAAAUGAACCUGUAGGUGGAACACAGUUUCAUACGAAUGGUUUAGCGCGAAGACUCGUUUUGACUUGGCACAGUGGCAAAAGGCAACUCAGAUAUGACCUAUUGCAGGUGCUAGUUUCCAACAUUGUAUGUGGGGCGGUGGGAGAGGCUAGGUAGAUGAAGUUGUAUUCGCGCGACUGUUUGUCUGGCGUGUGUGCAAAAGCGCCAAAAGUGUGAACUUUGUCCCAAGACUUUUGACCAUGAUUGUUAGUUUCUCGCCUGGAUUUGUACAAACUGGUUGUAUUUUAAGUCAGAAAAAGGAAUGAUGUAAUUUAUAUACUUACAAUGUGGAAACCGUAUGUUUUGUAAUGCUAUGAAAAUUUUACCGGUUAUUUAAGGUUCACAUGUCGUGAUAGCCGUCCGUGGACGUAUUCCACGGCUUGUCAUGCAAAGAUAUUGUCACGCUAGAUUAGGCUUUAUUAAUUAGGUCACGUUAGUGCUCGGUCACAUAAUUUUUGGCGACUAUUAUAUAAAGAAAGGAAAGUGUGAAACUACAAUACUGAACUUACAAUAAUUUACAUCUGAUAAUGGUGACAUGCCGGCGGCUACUUUUUAUCCUGAAAUGUUUUUCCAAAUCUCUCGUGAUCAAAUACAGUUGAGUCUCGCUAUUUCGAAUUCUAAGGGGAAACGGAAAAUAGUUCGAAAUAGUGAGAAUUCGAAAUAAUCGAUAGGAAAGGACUAAAGAGCGAGUCCAUGGGAAAUGGUUUUGAGUUAGAAACAACGUACGGGGAAUUUGAAAUAACCGCGUUUUAAUUGGCGGGAUCCACCUGUAUUUGAAUUAGUAAUAGUUAUUGGACCUUGUGUCGCACAAUUCAGGUAGUAAUCGCGGGAGUUAUUUCAAAAUCGGAUUGGCGCAAAGCGCGAGGCCUAUUUGAAAUUACUCGCGCUAUUACUCCCUGAAUUGUACAACACGAGGUCCAAUUACUAAUUAAUCGUAUCUAUAACAA